AUGACCAACGACACAUGCAGGCUGUCCUGCAGGAAGCAAGCACUCGGCGGAUUCGGCUGCAGGUUUGAAGAAUCAGACCGAGGAGCAUUUGGCCCUGACAGUGCUGAACCACUGGGAGGAGAUCCCGAGAGUGGGCUGCAAACUCGCCCUGAGCACGUAGAGACCAGACCCCUGCUGAACCCGACCAGGCCCGGCAUCGAACAGCACAUCGCGUUUGUCGAUGAAGAAGUGAGCAAAGUUAUUAAAGAGUCAGUGGAAGCAGCCAUAGGAGGAAAUACCUACCAGCACAGCAGAGUGAACCAGUGGACCACCGGUGUGGUGGAGCAUUGCCUCAGUCAACUCAAGAGGCUGGGAAAGCCUUUCAAGUACAUUGUGACCUGUAUUAUCAUGCAGAAAAAUGGAGCGGGACUGCAAACAGCCAGCGCCUGCUUCUGGAACAACUCUACUGAUGGAAGCUGUGCAGUGAGAUGGGAGAACAAGUCCAUGUACUGUAUCGUCAGUAUCUUUGGUCUGUCCACCUGAACUGACUAAGUUACAACAACUAUUUAAAGUGUGUAGGAUUUGAUGUAUUUCUGAAAACCUGAAUCUGUUCUGUGGUUUUUAUGCCAAAUGAGAUCGAUUAAAACUGGGAAACUAUGCAAA
This is a messenger RNA of Hippoglossus stenolepis (Pacific halibut), 642 nucleotides long. Its product is annotated as dynein light chain Tctex-type 1-like. NCBI's taxonomy places the organism in Eukaryota, Metazoa, Chordata, Actinopteri, Pleuronectiformes, Pleuronectidae. Gene Ontology annotation, biological process: microtubule-based movement. Gene Ontology annotation, molecular function: dynein intermediate chain binding. Bases 1 to 522 code for a protein of 173 amino acids. The record is from RefSeq and is a predicted model, not a curated record. The transcript is spliced from 6 exons. Gene Ontology annotation, cellular component: cytoplasmic dynein complex; cytoplasm.